GCCGGGCGCCCUCUCCAUCCCUCAUCGUCCUCGAGCGCUCGUCACGGGCGUUUGUCUCGAAGGAGCGGUUUUACGGAAGGGGAAGACCGGCGAUGCACACGGUGAACGCGAUAGCGGUGACGAGGAUGAUGACGACCGCGACGAUGACGUCGGCCGCAUGGGGGAGCACCGCGGUGGUGCUGCAGCAGCGGGAGGACAUCCCGUUCGGGUCGCUGAUGUGGUGCGCGUACGCGGGUAUCUCGUGCGUGCUCGUCCUGUUCGCGGGGAUCAUGUCCGGGCUCACCUUGGGGUUGAUGUCGCUCGGCCUCGUCGAGCUCGAGAUUCUGCAGCGCAGCGGUACCCCCGCCGAGAAGAAGCAAGCAGCUACAAUUCUUCCUGUUGUUCAGAAGCAACACCAGCUUCUUGUGACAUUGCUUUUGUGUAAUGCUGCUGCCAUGGAGGCUCUUCCUUUAUACCUUGAUAAGAUAUUCAAUCCAUUUGUUGCUAUUGUCUUGUCUGUAACCUUUGUUCUAUUUUUUGGAGAGGUUAUUCCUCAAGCUAUAUGUACAAGAUAUGGAUUAGCAGUUGGUGCUAGCUUGGUAUGGCUAGUGCAGAUUUUAAUGGUCAUCUGCUACCCUAUAGCUUAUCCUCUUGGCAAGAUUCUAGAUUAUGCACUUGGACAUAAUGAAUCUGCACUUUUUAGACGUGCUCAGUUAAAAGUUCUCGUCUCUAUCCAUAGCAAAGAGGCUGGUAAAGGUGGGGAGCUCACACAUGACGAGACUACAAUAAUAAGUGGAGCACUUGAUUUAACUGAAAAGACAGCUGAGGAGGCUAUGACACCCAUCGAAUCAACAUUCUCAUUGGAUGUCAAUUCAAAAUUAGAUUGGGAAGCUAUUGGCAAGAUUCUUGCUCGGGGUCAUAGCCGUGUCCCUGUUUAUUCAGGAAACCCAAAAAACAUUAUAGGCCUUCUGUUGGUAAAAAGUCUCCUGACAAUUCGUCCUGAAACUGAAACUCCUGUCAGUGCUAUCUCUAUAAGACGGAUUCCAAGGGUUCCAGCAGAUAUGCCUCUCUAUGAUAUACUCAAUGAAUUUCAGAAUGGAAGCAGUCAUAUGGCUGCUGUAGUGGCAGCUAAAGUGAAAACUAAGAAUAUCUCACCUGCUGAUGGCGACGAAUAUGAAGAAAACAAAGAACCGAGUGGAGUGUCCGAACUUACAACUCCUUUGUUAUCUAAAACAGCAGACAAAUCAGAUACUGUUGUCGUCAACAUCGACAAGUGCCAAAAUAAACAGGUCAAUGAAAAUAAACCUGCUCAUUCAUCAGAAGCUACUGAAGAUGGGGAGGUUAUUGGGAUCAUCACACUUGAGGAUGUUUUUGAAGAACUCUUACAGGAGGAGAUAGUGGAUGAGACAGACGAAUACAUUGAUGUUCACAAAAGGAUUCGUGUGGCUGCCGCUGCUGCUGCUUCUUCGGUUGCACGAACUCCAACCUACAAAAGGUUAACUAAACAAAAAUCAGCGGGACCUGUUCCUCGGCAAGGACAGCAAUCUACCGGGUUCCCAAGGAAAUCCACUGAAUUAGAUCCAAACACUCUGCGACAUCAAGUGACUCUCGUGGAACCAAUAUCAGGAACCAAGAGAUAACAAUUUUAUCCGAGGAAAGAAAGCUAUGUUCAUGAACAACCUAAGCCUGUGGAAGUUAUAUCUUGUUUGUCGACAUGUAAGUGGCAUAGGCACAUCCACUUGGAACAUGACUAUUAUCUAUUAUGCAUGAAUGAUUUUUUCGUU
Musa acuminata subsp. malaccensis (wild Malaysian banana) is the source of this 1763-nucleotide messenger RNA. Its product is annotated as DUF21 domain-containing protein At4g14240. The record is from RefSeq and is a predicted model, not a curated record. Gene Ontology annotation, biological process: magnesium ion homeostasis. Lineage: Eukaryota; Viridiplantae; Streptophyta; Magnoliopsida; Zingiberales; Musaceae.